AUGGCCGGCGACGAUGAACAACCACCAUUGCCGCCACCUAAAAGGGAGAUGAAUUCACCUUUUUUUCUCCGUACAGGAGACCGACCAGGCGACUUCAUCACUCCCACUCGCUUACGCGGCGACAAUUACGAUGAUUGGGCUUCCGAUAUUCAGUUGGCAUUGGAGGCACGCCGCAAGUUCGAAUUUUUGGAAGACACUAUCACCGGACCACAACCUCCAUAUACCCAAUCUGAUUGGAACACCGUCAAUGCAAUGUUGGUUUCUUGGAUUACAAACACAAUCGAUCCCGAGUUAAAGACUUCAAUUGCUAAGUGUGAGCAACCGAAAUCUAUGUCUGUUACAACUUACUAUAGCAAAUUGAAUGUAUUAUGGGAGGAAUUAUUUAAGCAUGAAUCGCUAAUUUCUUGCACUUGUUGUUCGUCUUGUACUGCCGCAUCAUUGCACCAAGCAAGACGUGAACAAGGAAAAUUACAUGACUUCUUGAUGGGACUCAACACUGAUCUGUACGCUCAAUUACGAACCAAUAUCCUUUCUCAAGAUCCCUUGCCUUCGCUUGAUCGAGCGUACCAACUGGUGAUACAAGAUGAGCGUGUGCGGCUCGCCAAGGCAGUCACAGAAGACAAGCCCGCAGAGGUCCUUGGCUUCGUUGUCCGUACAGGUGCUGGAAGAGGACGAGGAAAAACGGAGAGGCCUAUGUGUAGCCACUGCAAGAAGACGGGGCAUGAGACUUCAACUUGUUGGUCUCUCGUUGCUUGUCCUCACUGUCACAAGCAUGGCCAUGACAAAAAUAAUUGUUAUGAAAUAGUGGGUUAUCCUGAGGGGUGGUUGGAUCAAAACAAGGCUGAUGGGGGUGCUGGACGUAGUCGUCAGCAGGCUGGUCGUGGGCGUGGUUCAGCUCGUGCUAACGCGGCAAGUAGCACAGUUGGAGCAUCCUCUACUAAAAGUUCUACCGAUCAACUCUUCACACCCGAACAAUGGAAAGCUCUUGCGGGCUUAAUUGGUAAUGCUCAAGUUCCGGAUAACAGGUUGAAUGGUAAGUUUGACACGAAGUCAUGGAUCAUUGACACCGGGGCAACUCAUCACGUGACCGGUGAUUUAUCUUGGUUAUUUGAUACUAUAGCGUUGUUUGAGUGUCCGGUUGGCCUUCCUAAUGGUGAAUCUGUUGUUGCGACCCAAUCCGGUUCCGUUCGUUUGUCGAAUACCAUCACUCUUAAAAACGUUCUUUAUGUGCCGAAACUCAAUUGCAAUUUACUUUCGGACCACACCAGGGAGCUGAUUGGAACGGGAGUUAGGCGAGAUGGACUUUACUACUUCGGUGGAGCUGAAGGUGAUUCGGUACAACAUGUUUCUGUCCACAACGCAGUAUCCACUUUGGAGUUGUGGCACAAAAGGAUGGGACAUCCUUCAGAGAAAGUAGUGAAGUUACUUCCUCCAGAUGUUUUUCCGUUUGGUAACCCGGGUGCUGUGAAUAUUGUUCCGGAAAACAUUGUGCCUACGGUAAAUGUUGAAAUUGAUAGUGAUUUUGCUGAUUUUGUCGAUGAUGAUGCUGAUUUGCCUAACCCACAAGCCCAAACACAAAAUCCCAACCUCAUCCAACAUGAACCCCAAGCCCACCAAGAUCAGGUGCCCCAUUUUGAUGCUGAUCUAGAUCUGGGCUUGAGGGAGGGUGGGCCGGCCCACACCGAGGCUUCUUCAGCGCCUCUUUCACCUGGGCCGGAAGCUGUUCCCACUGUUGGGCUUGAUUCACUUGGGCUUGACAAUACAAGCAAUGGGCAAUUUUGUUACUCAUACGGUGGUUGCUGA
Molecule: messenger RNA, 1803 nt
Organism: Vitis vinifera (wine grape)
Lineage: Eukaryota; Viridiplantae; Streptophyta; Magnoliopsida; Vitales; Vitaceae
Exons: 5
Coding region: 1-1803 (600 amino acids)
Source: RefSeq, a predicted model, not a curated record